AUGUUGCUGCAGUGGUUUAACACAAAUAUUUUUAACUUCCCCACCUCCCAAAGAGCCCGGCUUAUUUAGAAACAACAGCAGAAUAUAUUUAUUUGAAAGCGUGAGGGUUAAUAUUGUCUACCCUUGGCUGCCAGCAGCUUUCCAGGGCUUUGGAUGGGACAUGUUCCUCAGCAAUACUUAGAUAUAUCAGGAUUUCGAACGGUGACUUCAGCAUAUACUGCAGCCCGACACUACUGAGGGGCCACAGAUGCUAGCAGGAAACAUAGCAUCUGUGCAGCUCACAGGACCACCGAGUGAGACACCAACCAGAAGAUCUUCACUAUUCAGUCAAGGAAGGAAGAUAUGAUGCUUCUCCGCUUGGCUGGGUUGAUUCUACUUUCGUUGCUUUCUACCCAUUCACAAAGGACUGGAAUAAUCCCACGGAAAACAGAGGGAUCUCUGGGAGGAACUGUAACCCUAACAUGUAACUUACCAGUUGGGCAGCCCUCUGGAAGAACACUGGUACAUUGGUACAAAGAGAAACAAGGCAGAAGUCUGGACUGGAUAUUCACAUGUUCGGACUUUUCAAAACCAGAUGGGAAGUACUCAAAUCGUCCAGAUACAACCACAAGAUCUUCUCUGAUCAUCAGUAAUGUGCAAAGAAAUGAUUCUGGGCUAUAUUAUUGUGUGAAAUACAAUUCUGAACAUCCUGAAUUCCUAGAAGGUAUAAGGUUGAUCAUCACAGAUGAUUCUAGGACAGACUUUUCCUUACUGGUGUCCCCCUUCUUUGAAGAGCUCUGGCAUAACCACACUCUUCCUCUGCUUUGCCUUUUCUUGGAUGUGCACCCCUCUUGGAAGCCUGUAUCCUGGAAUACUAGUAGCAAAACAUCUCAGAAUCAGUUAGACAUUGGUGUGACAGAGGCCCAUGGAAGAUUUAGCAUCUGGAGCAUAUGGCUGGUUCUGCCAGAGGCACCGUUUCAGGGGAAAGCACUUGGCUGUGCAGCUGAAGGAAACAGAAACUUCAGUGCUAUAUUCCAGAAGAAUAGGAAAUCGAGAAGUCCAGAAAACUGCGUCCUCAAGCUGUGUUUGGGAGGCCCCUGGAUUCCAAUCCUCCUCCUGAUUCUGCUCUUGCUUUUUAGGAAGCGCUGUGCCAGAGGCAAUGCUGCGCAACCCGCAAAUCCCAGACUCAUGGGGGAGAUCCAGCAGACAACUUACGCAGAAGUGCAUUUCAACAAUCAAAACAUGGCCUUCACGGAUCAAUCCCACUUCUCAAAUCCAAGUUGAUCUUGUUUCCAGAACAAGGAUAAAUUCAAAGAAAAAGCUGGGAUUAACUCUCCUAGAAGUUAAAUUUAACAUGUAGCAUUGAUACCACAAGCCUAUGCAAGCAUAUUCAGGAGUUUUACUUGGUUUAUAGUAGCAGGAUUACAGCUUCAGGUGUCUGUAUUUUUUAAAAAAAUAAACUUGUACAUUCCUCA
Molecule: messenger RNA, 1454 nt
Organism: Varanus komodoensis (Komodo dragon)
Lineage: Eukaryota; Metazoa; Chordata; Lepidosauria; Squamata; Varanidae
Product: immunoglobulin gamma-1 heavy chain-like
Exons: 8
Coding region: 343-1263 (306 amino acids)
Biological process (GO): response to bacterium
Source: RefSeq, a predicted model, not a curated record